UAUAAAAGGUGAGAAAGUUUCUGUGUAUUCUCAUUCCUUUCUUACACAGGACAGAUAAACGUGUGUGGUCGACUGAACUGAGUUGAAAGAGGUUGAAUACACAUUCAUCGUUUUUGUGAAGAUUACUAAAGAUGAAGACUUUAGGGUUGUGGCAUCUCCUACAAAUUCUUACAUGCAUUCUGCUACUUACUCCCUCAUUUUCUAAAGAUGAUAGAAAGAUUUACAUAGUGUACAUGGGCGAACAUCCGAAGGGCAUGGAACAGACAGAAUCACUUCAUACUAGUAUGAUUCAAAGUGUCAUCAGCAGAAAACUUGCACCAGACACUUUGGUGCACAGCUACAAGAGUUUCAAUGGAUUUGUGGCCAGGCUGACCAAAGAAGAAUCAGAAAGAAUGAAAGGAAUGGAUGAUGUGGUUUCUGUUAUUCCAAACAGAGUCCACAGUAUCCAAACAUCAAGGUCCUGGAACUUCAUUGGCUUCCCUGAAAAUGUGCAAAGAUCAAAGGUAGAAAGUAACGUAAUUGUUGGAGUACUGGAUACUGGAAUUUGGCCUAAUUCCUCAAGCUUCACCGACGGAGGUUUUGGUCCACCACCACAGAAAUGGAAAGGAACAUGCCAGAACAUCACCUGCAAUAACAAAAUAAUCGGAGCAAAAUAUUUUGGUCUUGGGAGUGAAUUCGGGCAAGACGACACAAUUGAUACGAUUGGUCACGGGUCUCACACUGCAUCCACUGCUGCUGGAAACUCGGUAAAGAAUGCAAAUAUGUUUGGGCUUGGGUCAGGAACAGCAAGAGGAGGAGUUCCAUCAGCACGCAUUGCUGUGUAUAAAGUGUGUUGGAGAAGUGGUUGUAGAGGUGCUGAUAUUCUUGCAGGGUUUGAUGAAGCCAUUAUGGAUGGUGUUGACAUUAUAUCUAUUUCAUUGGGACCUAGCGUCGCCAGAUUCAUCGAUUAUUUUGAAGAUGAAUUUGCAAUAGGAGCCUUCCAUGCAAUGAAGAGAGGAAUAUUAACUUCUAAAGCUGCAGGCAAUGGGGGUCCCGACCGUUACACAAUGACAAAUCCUGCUCCCUGGAUAAUUUCUGUGGCUGCCACCACUAUAGACAGAAAGUUUUUAACCAAACUCCACCUGGGCAAUGGCCGAAUCUUCCAGGGAGUGUCAUUGAAUAUGUUUAGUCCAACACAGAAAAGUUACCCUUUAAUUUAUGCGGGAGAUGCAGCAGCUCGUCGAUUUGGUAGUUCUUUGUCCAGGUUUUGUUUUGAAAAUACUUUGGAUGGAGCUCUGGUAAAAGGGAAAAUUGUUUUGUGUGAUGGCUACACUCCUCCUCAAUAUGUGGGAUUUGCUUCUGGAGCUGCUGGUCUUAUAUUCACUAGUACAUUGACUCUAGUUGGACUAGAUGUAUAUACAUUGCCAACAAUUCACAUUAACGAGAGUGAUGGGAAUUCCGUAACUUCUUAUUUAAAGUCAACAAGUAAUCCAACAGCAACCAUAUUCAGGAGUUACGAAGAAAAAGAUUCAUCAGCCCCUUACGUUGCUCCUUUCUCCUCAAGAGGUCCAAAUAUUGUCACUCCAAACAUUCUUAAGCCUGAUAUAGCAGCUCCAGGAGUUGACAUUUUGGCUGCAUGGUCUCCGGUUUCUUCAAUUUCUGGUGUUAAAGGAGAUAAAAGAGCAUCGAAUUUCAUUAUAAUAUCUGGAACUUCCAUGGCAUGCCCUCAUGUUACUGGAGCAGCUGCUUACGUCAAAUCUUUUCAUCCCAAUUGGUCUCCUGCUGCAAUAAAAUCCGCCUUGAUGACAACUGCUACCCCUAUGAAUCCUGCACGUAAUCCAGACGCUGAAUUUGCUUACGGUGCGGGCCAAAUCAAUCCUUUGAAGGCGGCAAAUCCUGGACUGGUUUAUGAUGCUGAUGAAAAUGAUUAUAUUAGUUUUCUGUGUGGACAAGGUUACAAUUCAACAUCGCUGCAAAAAGUUACAGGAGAUAACAGCACUUGUACAUCAGCAAAUAAAGGAUCGGUUUUGGACCUUAAUCUCCCAUCUUUUGCUCUAUCAACCCCUCGCUCAAGCCACAACAAUGUCACUUUUGGUAGAACUGUCACAAAUGUUGGAUCAGGUACAUCCAAAUAUAAGGCCACAGUAAGUGCACAUCCAUCUUCUUUAAACGUGGAAGUAGUGCCAAAUGUUUUGACCUUCUCAUCGUUGGGUCAGAAGCUGUCCUUUACCCUUAGGAUUGAAGGAAGCAUUAAUGCAGACUUUGUUUCUUUUUCCUUGAUUUGGGAUGAUGGCACUUUCAAGGCAAGGAGUCCCGUUGUUGUUUAUGUUCCAUAAAUUUAACAGCCUAAUACUGUAAUGAAACUAUCCAACAAAAGUUUAUUGAG
This is a messenger RNA of Vigna unguiculata (cowpea), 2365 nucleotides long. Its product is annotated as cucumisin-like. The record is from RefSeq and is a predicted model, not a curated record. Gene Ontology annotation, molecular function: serine-type endopeptidase activity. Gene Ontology annotation, biological process: proteolysis. Lineage: Eukaryota; Viridiplantae; Streptophyta; Magnoliopsida; Fabales; Fabaceae.